Clupea harengus (Atlantic herring) is the source of this 3841-nucleotide messenger RNA. RefSeq names its product SLIT and NTRK-like family, member 5b (gene slitrk5b). Gene Ontology annotation, biological process: axonogenesis; positive regulation of synapse assembly. The record is from RefSeq and is a predicted model, not a curated record. NCBI's taxonomy places the organism in Eukaryota, Metazoa, Chordata, Actinopteri, Clupeiformes, Clupeidae. Gene Ontology annotation, molecular function: protein binding.
UUUACAUUUUUGUCUUUCAACAUUCAUUUCACUACGGCCAUAAAGUAAUUUACCAUCCAUUCGAUGUAACAUGUAAAUCAAAUUGUGAUAUUCGUUGUCACCUACAACUGUUGGAUAUUCGUCACCAUUCAUACAAACUUACGGAACUGAGAUGAGAAAAGACGAUGUUUCUUAAUCAGUAGGUUUCUGUUGAACGGUAAAUUGAUUUACCAGAACAGUGAUUUAGAAGAAUUUACUGUAGUGAAAUGUUCAUAAUGCCAAGGCUGAUAUAGUGAUUAGGCUAUGUCACAAGGACAACAUAUCAAGCGAGGCUGUGUGAAUGUCCUCAAAGUAGUCUAUGUGGGUGCGCGCACUCGCGCCCUUGGCGUGUGUGCAUGAGAAGCAGAGGAAUGGAGAAAGCACAUAACGCUUGGAGGAACUUUCUGUCUCCGAAUAUUCACGACAGUAGAAAUAAACAACAGUUCAGUCUGAUCUUACGCGGUGAUAAGUGAAUUUGCCUUUCGUAGUAUAUGUGAACUCUUGGAUGACUUUCCUCUGUUGCACAGCUGUGAGUUUGGCCAUCCAUUCCCAAGAUGCAUUUUUGGAUUGCUACCACACUGCUUGCUGUCACAUCUCUGAGUUUUGUUGAGAUGCUUGACAGAUAUGGUGAGAUCUGUAGAGAACUGUGUGACUGUGAAGAGAAAGAUGGGAGUCUGAGUGUCAGUUGUGAAAACAGAGGAAUAACCAGUCUAGCAGAGAUAACUCCGCUGCACUUUUCCACAUAUCAUCUACUGCUCACUGGAAACCUCCUUAAGAAACUGUCUUUCAAUGACUUUGUGUAUUAUGAGGGGGCCACCAUUUUGCAUUUAGGAAACAAUGACAUAUCAGAAGUGGAAACAGGGGCAUUUAAUGGACUGCAAGGAUUAAGAAGACUACAUCUUAACAAUAACAAAAUUGAUUCUUUAAGGGAGGACUUUUUUGUUGGUCUAGAACAACUGGAAUAUCUUCAGCUUGACUAUAACUACAUUUCUCAUAUUGAUGCCAGUGCCUUCAGCAAACUGCAUCAUCUGGAGGUUCUCAUUUUGAACGACAACUUGCUGUCUUCCCUGCCAACUAAUGUGUUUCAAUAUGUCCCCUUAACCCACCUUGACCUACGGGGAAAUCAGCUGAAACUGCUUCCAUACAAUGGUCUGUUAGAACACAUGAACAAGAUUGUGGAGUUGCAGUUAGAGGAAAACCCUUGGAAUUGUUCAUGUGAACUCAUCCCCCUCAAGGCUUGGCUGGAGAGUAUUUCCUACACGGCUCUGGUGGGAGAUGUGGUCUGCGAGACCCCGUUCCGGCUCCAUGGGAGGGAUCUGGAUGAGGUUUCUAAGCAGGAGUUGUGCCCCCGGAGAGCGAUUGCGGAGUAUGAGAUGCAUGCAGAGCCUGCCCGGAGCAGUGAAGCGUACUUUCAAACCACGCCAGCUUCUGUGGCAGCAUCUGUAACAUCAUCAGGAAUCUUACGGUCUUUAAGGCCUACUAAGGGCUCUCGUCAGUCAGGCAAAUUGAGAUCUAAACCCACCUCUCGACCAUCUCCUAAUAAACAAAACUAUGGACCGAUGGUGUCCUAUCAAACCAAAUCUCCUGUGCCUUUGGACUGUCCUACUGCAUGCAAUUGCAACCUUCAAAUAUCAGACCUAGGUCUGAAUGUGAACUGCCAAGAGAGAAAAAUUGAGAGCAUUGCUGAUCUAAAUCCUAAACCUUACAAUCCUAAAAAGAUGUAUCUGACUGGGAAUUACAUCCCAAUGGUGCAUAGAUCUGAUUUCACCGAGGCCGUGGGAUUGGAUUUGCUUCACUUGGGGAACAAUCGAAUCUCCAUCAUCCAUGACCGUUCUUUUCGGGAUUUAACAAAUUUGCGAAGGCUUUACUUGAACGGGAAUUUAAUAGAGCGCCUGACAGAGGACAUGUUCUAUGGGUUAGAGAGUCUUCAGUUCCUGUAUUUAGAAUACAACGUCAUUAGGGAAAUCAUGCCGGGUACCUUUGAGCAAGUCCCAAGUCUCCAGCUGCUCUUUCUCAAUAACAAUCUUCUCAAAACCCUACCGGAGGGAGUGUUUAAUGGAUUAACACUCUCUCGACUUAACCUGCGUAAUAAUCACUUCCGUAAUCUGCCGGUUGGUGGUGUGCUGGAUCAGUUGAAGUCACUGGUGCAGAUAGAUCUCUAUGAGAACCCGUGGGAUUGCUCGUGUAGCAUCGUGGAGAUGAAGCUCUGGUUGGAGCAGCUCAACACUGGUACCGUAGUGAACAGUGUGAUCUGCGAGUCCCCAGCGAGACUCUCUGGAGAGGAUAUGAGAUACAUCCAUGCUUCUCAUCUUUGCCCAAACAACUCAAUCCUUCAAGGUUCAGCGAUCCCACCGUCUGAAGAAUCUUUACCUGGCAGCACAAUCACCUUGGAGUCAUCUCUGGAUUAUGACACCCCAUAUAGCACAGUCCCCCUCUCCGUGCUCAUAUUAGCCCUGCUCAUGAUCUUCAUCAUGUCUGUGUUCAUCACGGCAGGACUGUUUGCCGUCGUGAGGCGGAGGCGGAAGAAGACCCAGAAUGUACAAGCAACAUCCAUAAGUGCAGACCUGAGCUCUUUCAACAGUUUGUACAGCAACAGAUCGGCGACCAAAGUCAAAUCCUCUGCGGGACAUUUGUACGAGUACAUUCCCCCUCCUGGUGAUCGCGCAGCUAAAAACUCCACCUACGCCAUUAAUGAGCACAGUACAAGUGAGGGAUUCAGAGACUUUGAUGAUCUGAAUGGAGCGUUCACUCCAAAUUCUGACGAUGAGUUGGCAAGCAAUGCUAGAAGCUCUGAGUACAGCGAUAGCACCCUUGACCCCCUUAACAAACCUACCCCCCUGCAAGACAACUUUUUUUACAGAGACAUUUUAGCACGGGACAAGCAGCUACCUUAUAGAGGUAGUCAACAUUGUAAGCACAGUGGUCAUUCUUCAACCCAAUACAACCAAGACUACGAUGUCAGGCCACAGUUUCUGCAAACAGACAACAGAGUGCCACAGACAAUGGUGUACUGCACAGCACCAGCAACCGUUUAUGUUGAACCCAAUAGAAGUGAAUAUUGGGAGUUGAAAGCCAAGCUCCAUUUCGAACCAGACUACCUUGAAGUCCACGAGAAACGGACAACAUUCACCCAGUUUUAAUCUUAUUAUUUAUCUUUUUAAUUUCUUGCUUUAAAAUAGCUCAUAUCAUUGUAAAUUCUUAAAACCUUGUACUUAUUGAUAUACUGACUGUUUACCACUCUCUAUAACCUAGGAUUUUGUAAGAGUGGAUCAACAUUUGUGCCAGUUAGUGGUCUAAGCCAUGCCUGAAAUACAGAAGUUUUAGCUGUAUUCACUGUACUCUUAUUAUAACUGAUGUCUCCAAAUAUGCAUCCCUGUGUUCUGCAUAUGAAUUGAAUAUUGAUGUGCAAUGCAAUUUCUUUACUGGAAUAUUAAUGUUUGCAGUUCAUAUUCAUUGGCAAUGUAUUCCCUCACAGAAAUUGCACUACUAUCUGUUAAAGUUAUCAGCGAUCAAUAUGAUGUCUGUUUUGUAGCAUUUACAUUGACAAUCUUUUAUACAAUUGUAUAUAAAUCCUUGCUGAUGCAAUUCCAGUGAAACAGUAAUACAGGUUACAGUGACAUUUCCUCCAGGCAUAUCAUUGGUGCGCAGACACACACCGACACACAUACACAGACGUGUAUUAUGAGCAUUACCACAUGAAAUUACAUCCAUCUUCCACAAUUCAUCUCUUUGGUUCGGUCAAAUUUGUUUUGUGCUGUGUGCAUUUGUGCGCAAGCGCGCGCGCGCGUGAGUGAGUGAGUGAGUGAGUGAGUGAGUGAGUGAG